Molecule: messenger RNA, 987 nt
Organism: Diaporthe amygdali
Lineage: Eukaryota; Fungi; Ascomycota; Sordariomycetes; Diaporthales; Diaporthaceae
Exons: 3
Coding region: 1-987 (328 amino acids)
Biological process (GO): mycotoxin biosynthetic process
Source: RefSeq, a predicted model, not a curated record
AUGGAGCGCGCAGCAAACGACCAGCUUCCUGACGCGCGUCAGGAGUCUGCUGUGUACCUGCAGUUCGUCACCUUGAGGGAGUCCCUCAACUGUUUCGGGUCCGGGCCGGGGCCAAGUGACGAACAAAACGCGUUGCGUUUCAGCCCCAUCGCUCACCACCCGAUCCAAGAGCGAAGUCAAAGUCAGCCAGAGUACUCCAACAUCAGGGCCCCCAGUCACGAAAAUGUGCGGGACGAUGCAAGCACUGAUGUAGAGGAGUCACUAAUGGGCCAUGAUGAGAAGACCUGGGACGAGCUUCGUGGAGCCGGACGGGCGAGACAGAGCCGGUGGCAGCGAAGCCGUGCCGCUGCCUUCUCAUGCCAGGGCCUGCUUAACACCCUCCUUUUGAUUGUGAUCCUAGGCCUACUCAUCGACCGUCGCUAUAAUAAAGAGAACUACGGCCAUUUCGAGGGCAAUGGUGAUAUCUCCGGGUUUACACCUCGAGUCUCCCAGCAAAUCAAGACCUUCGUGCCCGACCUUGGAUUCGUCCCGGAGAACGGCUCAGAGUUCUUCACGGAGGAGGUCAGGCAGAAAUGGCUCGGGAUAGUACCGAAAGGACUCGGCUACGUCGAGGUCCACGACCCUUCCAAGUACGACAACCUACCGAAUCGCCCACUCGAGGGUCCGGGCUAUUCCCACACGGUCUACACCACCAGCGUGACACACCAGCUCCACUGCCUCUACAACAUCGCCCAGGUCUACUCGGGCCUCGUCUCCGACCCCAGCCUGAUCCCCGAGCAGAUGCAAGGGCACCUGCCCCACUGCUUCGAGUACCUGCGGCAGACCAUCAUGUGCUGCGGCGACACGGCGCUUGAGGGCCAGCAGACUACCUUCCCCGAGGGCUUUGUUGGCAGUGACGGCUGGGAUGCCAAGCACGUGUGCAAGGACUACGACGCUGUCUACAGGCACCUGGAGGAGGUGAGAGCUAAUAACGACGUCUGGAUUUGA